This is a messenger RNA of Naegleria gruberi, 2319 nucleotides long. RefSeq lists its product as uncharacterized. NCBI's taxonomy places the organism in Eukaryota, Heterolobosea, Eutetramitea, Acrasida, Naegleriidae. The coding region runs from base 1 to 2319 and encodes 772 amino acids. The record is from RefSeq and is a predicted model, not a curated record. The transcript has 5 exons.
AUGAAAGAAACGAAACAAGUCAUUCCAAUUGUCAAAUCAAAAGAUGAACGAGAGGUCGAUGAGGAAAAUCCAAAGGAUGACACAUCAAGUGAUCUUUUUAUUCAAGAAGAUAAGAGAAAGAUUGCAUUCUUUGGUUCAAUUAAAAUGUGGCUAAUUUUGAUAAUUUCCAUAAUUGUAUUGUUGACAGUUUUUAUUCUGUCAGCGAUUUGGUUGAGCAGUUUUAUGCCAUCAGUGGUUUCGUAUAGUUCAGAAUUGAGAGAUUUUGAGUUUAACAAUAUUAUUUCAUUUGUAGAACAGUUGAUUAGAGAAGUGUCAAUGUCAAGUGAUAAUGCCAAACAUUUAAUGUUGAAAUCACUUGAUUUUUCGAAUAGAGAUCAGAUAGAAGUGUUGAUUUAUCAGUUUUAUAAGCAACAAAAGGGUUACAUGAAAGGAGUUGUUGUCACUUGCAAUAUUGGUGACAAUGAAGGAAGAAGUUCAAUUCCUGACAUUCAAUUAGGAUUUUUUGACUUGACUGUUAUGAUUACAACAGGAAAUACUCAUCCAAACAAAGCAACCAUGUCUCUAAGUUUCAUAGAUGCAUCACAACCACAGUAUACUUUCAUUACCAUGUAUAAUUCAAUGCCAUUAACUCAACCAGAUCCAAAAGGAAACAAAUUUAAAUAUUAUUUGGCCAUUGACAUGUCUGCUGAGACUAUUUCUCAAUAUUUAGCGAAUGCAACUUCUAAAAUAAGUGGUUCUAAGAGUUUUAUUAUUGAAAUGGCAACUCAAUAUAUGAUUGCAAUUGCAGUUGUUAAUUCAGAUGGAUCUGUCACAAGACAAACCUAUCUCAAAAUUGAUAAUGAUGAAAGAGUUUCGUCAAUUGCUCGUAUAUUAGAAAAAAAUUAUGGAACUAGUUUGAAUAUUAAAUGCAAUACCAAGUAUUUGAUUACAUCUGCAACUGAUUACAUUUCAGUUUAUAGAUUAUGCACAGAUACUGAUGUUGAUUGGUUGUUUGUGUUGGCAGUUCCUCAAUGGAAUUAUAUUAGUUCAAUUGUUAUUGCUGUAAUUUGUGCUACUCUUGGUGCCACAUUAAUUGUCACAACAGGUGUAGCCAUUUCCAUCUUCAUUUCAGUCAGAUUAGUGAAACCAUUUUACAACUUGAUUGAUUUAUUCGAAAGUGUUUCUCACAUGGAUUUGGAUAAUUUAAUAAUUCAUGAUUCCAAAUUUACAGAAGUUAAACAUUUACAAACUCAUUUCAAAACCAUGACAGAUAGAAUCAAACUUUACAGAGCUUUCAUUCCAUCACAUUUACUUUCUCAAUUAGAUCAAGGAGGUGGCAACAAUGAAAACAAUGGAGGUCAAGAUUCAAAGAAGAAACACGAUGCUUCAAUGGAUUCCUCUCAUAAAUCCUCAAAAGAAUCUGCUUGGAGUAGAAGUCAUGCAGGAGAUAGUUCAAGUUCACAUCGAAGAUAUUCGAAUGAUUUGGAUAUUUUCUCACUUCAUUUGGAUCGAAAGAAAUUAUCCAUUGUUGCAAUUCAUAUUGAAGGGUUGAAUAGAUUAUUCUCUGAAAUAUCAGCAGGAGACUGUGUUGAUUUAUUGAAAGAUUUCUUUGAUCAUUUGGGAUUAGUUUGUAGAACAAGUAAUGGUUAUCUGGGAAAUUUUGAAAAUGAUUUAAUUUCAAUUUCAUUCAAUGCAAGUUCAAAUCAAUCGAAACAUUCAGAAAAAGCAGCUUCAGCAUGUGUUCAAUUAAUGGAAAAGUUGAACACAACCAAAUCAAAGAAAUGGCCAAAUCAAUUGAAAAAGAAACCUCACUUGAUUGAAAUUGUUAAAUUUAGAUUUGCAAUUUGUGUUCAAGAAUCAUUGUGUGGAAAUUUGGGAUCUAAUGAUUUUAAGAAUUUCACAGUUAUUUCAAGUGCCAAAUUCAAUUUGGAAUGCAUGUUGGAUGUUGCAUCAAAAUUGAAUUUGAAUAUUGUAUUAUCUGAUAGAGUAUUUGCAAAUUUAGAAGAACAUUAUCAAAUGAGAUAUGUUUAUACGAAAGAAUUAAUUCCAGAUUCACAUUAUUCAUCUCCAUUUAUUCAACACAAAGAAAAUGAAAGAGCACCAAUUGAACCAACACAUAUUUAUGAAUUGGGUGAAAGCUUACAUAUUGGAAUGGAUGAAUGGAUGUAUGAAUUACAAGAAAAGGAAAAGAAAGCAAAAUGGACCAAAUACAAUCAAGCUUGCAAACUCUUCUUCUCAAAUCAAUUCGAAGAAGCUAAGGAACUCUUCAAAGAAUAUCAUGAACUCAACAAUGAUGUGGCGGCUGAAUUACUAAUGCACAAAUGUUCCAAAAUUAAUUAA